CUUAGUGGAAUAGGGAGGUGCAGGCAGUAAUUACGGCGGGGUAGAAGCAAAGCCAUCUUUGGGUGACAGUGAGUAGGGGACGCGCGUGGACAACCGUCGUUUCGAGGAGAAAGAAAACGGAAGAAAGUGUGGUUGGUGUUUAGCGCCGUACCGGUAUCCACAACCAUGAGGAUCGUUCGCAGAGACAUCGUUCCCAAUGGACCUGGUAGCGUUAAGAUGGUGGCGGUGGAUUCCGAUGAUCUGUGGUUUGCGUAUAACUUGAUUGCUCCCGGAGACUCUGUCAUGGCCGUUACUGUUAGGAAGGUUGUUAGAGAAGCUGCUCAUGGCGGUCGAGAUGCAGAGCGUGUUAAGCUCAAACUGGAAAUUAAAGUCGAAGAGGUUGCUGAUUAUGACAAAGAAGGUUCUAUUCUGCGUGUUCGUGGAAAGAACAUUUUAGAGAAUGAACAUGUCAAGAUAGGAGCUUUCCAUACUCUAGAACUUGAGCUGCAGCGACCGUUUGUGGUCAGAAAGGAUGUUUGGGAUUCUUUGGCUUUGGAGGUGCUACAGCAGGCCUCUGAUCCUGGUGCAAGUGCUGAUCUAGCUGUGGUGUUGAUGCAAGAAGGAUUAGCUCAUAUCCUCCUUGUUGGUAGAAGCAUGACUGUUACUCGAUCACGGAUAGAAACAUCUAUUCCUCGCAAGCAUGGGCCUGCAAUUGCUGGUUAUGAGAAAGCUUUGGAUAAGUUCUUCGAGAAUGUUAUGCAGGCUUUCUUGAAACAUAUUGAUUUCAACGUGGUUCGUUGUGCUGUAAUUGCAAGUCCAGGAUUUACAAAGGAUCAGUUUCAUCGUCACUUAUUUUUGGAGGCAGAACGAAGACAGUUGCGACCAAUUAUUGAAAACAAAUCACGCAUCAUUCUUGUGCAUACAACUUCAGGAUACAAGCAUAGUUUAAAGGAGGUUUUGGACGCUCCAAAUGUCAUGAAUUUGAUAAAAGAUACCAAAGCAGCACAAGAGGUUCGAGUUAUGAAGGAUUUCUUCAACAUGCUUUCAAAUGAUCCAUCCCGCGCAUGCUAUGGAAUGAAACAUGUUGAGGUUGCCAAUGAACGCCUAGCUGUACAAACUCUUCUCAUUACAGAUGAUCUUUUCAGGAAUUCAGAUAUAACAACAAGACAAAAGUUUGUUAACUUGGUCAACUCUGUUAAGGAUUCAGGAGGAUCUGUCCAUGUAUUUUCAUCCAUGCAUGUCUCUGGAGAGCAACUAGCCCAGAUAAGUGGCAUUGCUGCAAUUCUUCGGUUCCCUCUCCCUGAUCUUGAAGACAUUGAGAUGUGAUGUACAAUGUUGGUCAAGCAUGUUCGUGUUGGCCGUGGCUCUUGUCUGUUUUAUUAUAUUCGGUUGAUGUUGCAACAGUCCCUGAGUACUCACUGCGGAUUGCUGGAUAAAUGAACAAGGGACUUGUACUAUAAACCACACAAUGCUUAUUAAUUGUUGUAAGUCAUAUUUAUCACCCACCCAGUGUUCCAUAUUUUUGGGUGAAUUCCUCUGCUCCUUGGUGUUUAUGUUUUGAAAAUUGAUACUUUCCAAUUUCCCAUCAUGUAUACGAAUCUGUUGAGUAAUUAUGAUUGUAAACAGUCCUGUAAUCCCUAGCUAAAGGGGAUAAUUGUUGAUAUUCAAAUAUGGAGGGAGCAAGUCGUUUAGGAGAA
Molecule: messenger RNA, 1676 nt
Organism: Vigna unguiculata (cowpea)
Lineage: Eukaryota; Viridiplantae; Streptophyta; Magnoliopsida; Fabales; Fabaceae
Gene: PEL1
Product: Eukaryotic release factor 1 (eRF1) family protein
Biological process (GO): RNA surveillance; ribosome disassembly; nonfunctional rRNA decay
Cellular component (GO): cytoplasm
Source: RefSeq, a predicted model, not a curated record